Solanum stenotomum is the source of this 1813-nucleotide messenger RNA. RefSeq names its product mitochondrial inner membrane protein OXA1-like. Gene Ontology annotation, cellular component: mitochondrial inner membrane. The record is from RefSeq and is a predicted model, not a curated record. Gene Ontology annotation, molecular function: membrane insertase activity. The coding region runs from base 111 to 1472 and encodes 453 amino acids. The transcript has 10 exons. Gene Ontology annotation, biological process: mitochondrial respiratory chain complex IV assembly; protein insertion into mitochondrial inner membrane from matrix. Lineage: Eukaryota; Viridiplantae; Streptophyta; Magnoliopsida; Solanales; Solanaceae.
CUUACAUUUCACUCCUCAUACUUUUUUUUUUCUUCAUUUUACUUCAUAAAACCCGUAAACCCUUCAUUCUUCGCUCUUGCAAUUACAUAUUGCUGAAGCAUAUAUAAAGAAUGGCUUAUAGGCGCAGCAUAACAACGCGAGCGAAGCUUCUUUAUCAGCAACAAAGAGUCACUCCUGCAUUUUCUUAUUUUCAUAAGGAUGAUGAUGAUCAUAAGAGCUGUCCUGAACCGACUUUUGUGAAUUCAAGAAUUACCAGUUUUUCCCAAUCCCGUUACAUGGGAAGUGUAAGUGGAGUUAACAGCUUCAUUGGCUCAAGAAGCCCAUAUCAAGACAGGAGGUUUUGUGCUUCAGGACUUAUGGUUCCGAUGAGUUAUGGGUCCUCUUUGACCAGGAAUAUGUCAACUGAUAUUGGUGGUGGAGCAGAUAAAAUUAAUUACGUGACUGAUGUUGCCGAAGUACUUGCUGAUAAGGCUGUGGAAGCUGUAGCUUCUCAAGCUCCAGCUUUGAACGAGGUGGCAAUUGCUGCUGCUGAUUGUUAUUUGCCGGUGAAGGCAUUAAUGUAUUUGAUAGACUACGUUCAUAUAUUUACUGGGUUUGAAUGGUGGGGAUCCAUAGUUGCUACAAGUAUUAUGAUUCGGUUAUGUACUCUUCCAUUUAUGAUUAAUCAGCUUAAAGCUACUUCAAAACUUACGCUUCUGAGACCAAAGUUGGAAGUGAUUAAAGAAGAGAUGCAAAAUAAGGGUAUGGAGCCAGCGGCAGUUGCUGAUGGUCAACGAAGAAUGCAAGAAUUAAUGAGGGAAUACGGAGUAACUCCAUUCACUCCCUUAAAAGGACUACUAAUACAAGGCCCGAUCUUCAUCAGUUUUUUUAUGGCUAUUAGGAACAUGGUGGACAGUGUUCCUUCUCUCAAAAUGGGUGGACCAUUUUGGUUUACUGAUCUAACUACUCCAGAUGAUGUGUAUAUCCUUCCAGUUUUGACGGCUUUGACAUUCUGGAUAACAGUGGAGUUGAAUGCUCAAGAAGGAUUGGAGGGAAAUCCUGCUGGUGAAACUAUAAAAAAUGUUUCACGGGGCUUUGCUGCGCUAACUGUCCCACUUACUGCUAGUUUUCCUAAGGCAAUUUUCUGUUACUGGAUAACCUCAAAUCUUUUUUCACUCUCCUACGGUUUGGUGAUAAAAAGUCAUGCGGUCAAGAAGGCACUGGGUAUUCCUAUAAUACGUUACAGUCCUCCAACUUCAACAGAACAAAAACCGGCGCUCCCAUUUUUUGAAACACUCAAGAAAUAUGCAGCAGCACAACAACAUAUAGCAGCAAAGCAGAUCGCAGCAUCACAGCAACCGGCUUUAUCAUCGCCUCCUGUAGAAGAAUCAAGACCCACAAGUCAACGAAUAUCAGCAUCCUCGGUUCUUAGUCAAAGGAUCAAAAGUUUAGAAAAAGAAGUGAAAGGAAGAAAGAAGAACAAGAAGAGGUAAACACUCCAAUGCUAGUUAUAGGUUAUCGCUAGUGCAUACAUAUACACAGUUAAAAGCUGUAUUUGUUGAAAUAAUCGGGGGAGAGAAGCUCAAUGAUUUUUGGCAAUUUUGCGCGUUUGCACCCUCUCGAGUGUUGGGGAGUAAGCAAGAUUUUGUUUUGUUCGAGAGUAUUUCGAGGACCAUAGUAUCUUUAUUUCUCCUCAUUAGACAUAAUUAGAGAAAGAUUAUCCAUUUAGAGAUCUUGUAAUGUUGUACUAUAUUUCUGUAAUUGGCAAAUAUCUCCAAUGCACAUUUCUGAGACAAAAUGAAUACUCUAAUGCUAAUGUUGUUUUUUUGGCUGU